UACCUGACUUCUCAUUCCAGUAUCUUGAUUUUUUCCUAGGGCAAAAUCUUUUUCCCUGAAAGACUGGAAAUAUUAUCCAUGUUGUCUUCCUGAAUAUUUUCAAUGACUUGUGCCCUGCCAGCUCUAGCUUUUCAAGGGUCUACACUCAUCCUCAACAGAUUCUGGGGGUUCAUGUGCAGAUUUCUUACCUGGGUGUAUUGUGUGAUGCUGAGGUUUGGAGUUCAACUGAUUUCAUCACCCAGGGAAUUGUGCCGCGCUGACCCUCAAGACAGCAGUUCUCGCCCAGACACAUUCAUUCUCCACCUUCUUCCCUGGAGCAACCAGGCCAGGAAGCCAGCCCACUAUCCAGAGGAACCAGCCCAGGAAGCCAGCCCACUAUCCAGAGGAACCAGCCCAGGAAGCCAGCCCACUAUCCAGAGGAACCAGCCCAGGAAGCCAGCCCAUUGUCCGGAGGAAGCAGCCCAGGAAGCCAGUCCACCGUCCGGAGGAAGCAGCCCAGGAAGCCAGCCCAUCGUCCGGAGGAAGCCAGCCCUCCAGGAAGCCAGGAAGCCAGCCCAUGCCAGGAAGCAGCCCAGGAAGCAGCCCAGCCCAUCCUGCCAAAUAUUAGCCCUCCAGGCCUUCCCAGGAUCCAGGCCUCAAUGUCAGCUUCAUCUAUCCAAGCUGCUAAGAGAAGAGGUGAAAUUUCAUGGCUUAAUAAGCCACAGGCCUUGUCCUUGA
Macaca mulatta (Rhesus monkey) is the source of this 717-nucleotide messenger RNA. The record is from RefSeq and is a predicted model, not a curated record. NCBI's taxonomy places the organism in Eukaryota, Metazoa, Chordata, Mammalia, Primates, Cercopithecidae.